UUGGCGAACCAUUGUUCAUGAUGCAUUCCGCGUACUAGCAUCCCCAGUUGCGUGCGUGCUUACCGUUGUGUAUGCGGUUUUCCCCUCGUCCGAUCUUCGUUCGACCCACCAGAGCACCAGCGUCCACCAGGGGUGUUGUGCGUUGCCGUCUUCUGCAGGGUGCAGCUUUGUUGAUUCUCAAAACCGCGUGUGUGAGAGCCUGUGUGCGCGUGCUAUUUGCUGUGAUCGUCGUCGUUACUGACGAGCGGGAUAACAGAGAGGGCCAGUGUGAAACAGACCGUGCCCGUGCAGCGUGCGGGGAACGUUGUCUUGUACGCAUCUUGACACUUGACACCGUGUGUGACCGCCAGCAGUGCAGCAAGUGCCUGUUUGAUUGUGGUUGGAACGAAAAACGGUUCAACGCGGACGUAACAGAACCGACUUGCGGUGAUAAGCGAAAAGCUCGCAUUUGUGUUCAAGUGUGCGUGUGUUUGUUGUGAGCUUGGUGUUUACUGCCUAGUGGUAUACCCGUUACACGUUAUGGAACUGUGAGCUUACCUUCGGAGCAAAAGAACUUCAACACCUCGUGUGCCCAACCACAACCGUUCACCGAACAGAUCGAAAGUUGGUGGCGAAAGCGAAGCCGAACCUGCAGGAGUUAACAUUCUACCGCAUAUUAUCUAACAGAUUGAGCCAGAUUGCCUGCGCCCAACCUAAACCCCUUCUUUAGCCCACCAAAUAUACGCCUUCGCACGAAAGCAUCACGAUGAAGUGGCGUCCCGCAAGUUUACUACUGUUUACCGUCUGCUUCCUGGUGGCGGCCGACCAGCUCGUGCAGGCCCGCGUCGCCUUCGAGAAGCUGACCGACUUCGACUUCCAGGGCACGACGUACUACAGCGUGAAGAAUCUGUCGCUGUACGAGUGUCAGGGCUGGUGCCGGGAGGAGCCCGACUGUCAGGCGGCGGCGUUCAGCUUCGUCGUCAACCCGCUCACGCCCGCGCAGGAGACGCUCUGCCAGCUGCAGAACGUGACGGCGGCCAACAAUCCGGCCAGCACGCCCCAACGUUCCUCCAGCAUGUACUACAUGGUGAAGCUGCAGCUGCGCUCGGAAAACGCCUGCCAGCGCCCGUGGAACUUUGAGCGCGUGCCGAACAAGAUCAUUCGCGGACUCGACAAUGCGCUCAUCUACACCAGCACCAAGGAGGCCUGCCUGUCGGCGUGUCUGAACGAGAAGCGCUUCAUCUGCCGCUCGGUCGAGUACGACUACAACAACAUGAAGUGUGUGCUGAGCGACUCGGACCGCCGAUCGGUUGGCCAGUUCGUGCAGCUGGUCGAUGCCCAGGGCGUGGACUAUUUCGAGAACUUGUGCCUGAAGCCAAGCCAGGCCUGUAAGUUUAGCCGCCAGUUCCAGCUGCCGCGCAUCGGCGUUUCGGACGACAAGGUAUCGCAGUACGUCGGGCUGCACUACUACACGGACAAGGAGCUGCAGGUGACUUCCGAAACGGCCUGCAAGCUGGCUUGCGAAAUCGAGAGCGAGUUCCUGUGCCGCUCGUUCCUGUACCUGGGCCAGCCGACCGGUUCCCAGUACAACUGCCGGCUGUACCAUCUCGACCACAAGUCGCUGCCCGAUGGACCCUCGACCUAUCUGAACGGUGAGCGGCCCCUGAUCGAUGUCGGCGAGCCGAGCGGAGACUACUUUGAGAACAUCUGCGAGAAGCAAUCGAACCAGGCUGAAAAUACACUCCCCGUUGUCUUUGACACCGUUGAGGAUCCGGCCGUCAAUAACCUCACGCGUAACGAUGCCAACUGCGACAAAACUGGAACUUGUUAUGAUGUCUCGGUACACUGCAAGGACACACGAAUUGCUGUGCAGGUGCGCACCAACAAACCAUUCAACGGACGUAUCUACGCGCUGGGACGAUCGGAGACCUGUAAUAUUGAUGUCAUCAAUUCCGACACCUUCCGUCUGGACCUAACCAUGGGCGGACAGGACUGUAAUACUCAGAGUGCGACCGGCAUCUACAGCAACACGGUGGUACUGCAGCACCAUUCGGUCGUGAUGACGAAGGCGGACAAGAUCUACAAGGUAAAGUGCACGUACGACAUGAGCUCCAAGAACAUCUCCUUCGGCAUGCUGCCAAUUCGUGAUCCGGAGAUGAUCCACAUCAACUCGUCGCCGGAGGCACCGCCGCCAAGGAUCCGCAUUCUGGACGCCCGUGCACGCGAGGUCGAAACCGUGCGCAUCGGAGACCGUCUGACGUUCCGCAUCGAAAUCCCAGAAGACACUCCCUACGGCAUCUUUGCCCGAUCGUGCGUCGCUAUGGCCAAGGAUUCCAAGAGCACGUUCCAGAUCAUCGACGACGAUGGUUGCCCGGUCGAUCCCACCAUUUUCCCAGCCUUCACCCAGGACGGCAAUGCGCUGCAGUCGAUCUACGAGGCGUUCCGCUUCACCGAGAGCUACGGUGUGAUCUUCCAGUGCAACGUGAAAUACUGUCUGGGACCGUGCGAACCGGCCGUUUGCGAAUGGGGACGUGAUUCAGUCGAGUCCUGGGGCAGAAAGCGUCGUUCCGUUACGGCCAGCAAUGACACCGUUGAGGAGGAGGAAGAUAUGAACAUCUCGCAGGAGAUUCUGGUGUUGGACUUCGGUGAUGAGAAGAACCGUGACUUCCUGCGCAGCGAAGCCAGCACUGACUUUGGCCGGGAUAAGACCGUCACCAUCAUUGAACCGUGCCCAACGAAAACAUCGGUUCUGGCGCUUGCCGUCACCUGUGCCCUGAUGGUGCUGGUCUACCUGUCGACCCUGUUCUGCUACUACAUGAAGAAGUGGAUGCAGCCACACAAAGUCAUGGCAUAAGAAGGAGGUCGGCGCGCAGUAAUCGUGCCCGACACCAUCGGAUGGUUGGGGCUCGAUGCCAACGCUGUGCCCGGUAUAGGGAAGGCCAGACUGAGCGCGCGGCAAGCCGUGACCGUUAACGUUAGCCGUGGAUCACGUGCGACGUUAGUUCGCCGUUUCGUGUCUCGCACGCCGCACAAACAAACUGACUAGACAAACCACUCUUCUUCCAUCGCCCAGGCACUAGAGCGAAGCACAGAAUGAUGGACGCCUCCCCUAAGGGGCUGGGUCUUGAUUUUACUAUUUAUAAUGUAUUUCCAUUUUGUUUUUUAAAUUCGGAAACACAAAACCCUCUUUAUCCCUAGCAAAGCAAAAGCCGACACAUUUCCUCACGUUACGUACACCCACCCUAGACGGUUAGCAACACCAACGAUAGUGAACCACACCCAGCACUGUUAUGAUUCAGGACAGUUACAGUAGCGUUAGACAUAAUUUGAGUGCACGUGCAAUGCAGCGCACAGAACAAACUGGCAUCGAAGCAUGCUAUGCGUUCGGUCUAAUGCAUCUUCGCUGCACUUAUCUACCAUAGACACACAUACACACACACCAGCAAAUAUAGCAAAAUUCAUCUCAUCAUCAUUGGCUAACCCACAUUAUAACCAUCAUCAGAGGGCUUCGGCGCUCGAGAUUAUUAGGGCGGGCCGACAAUACAACGCACAGCACACUAAGAUAGUUCGUAACAAGGGAAAGGAUGUCGAGAUAGGUAAUAACCGUAGUUAUGGCGCAACGGAACGCAUAGUAGCCAGGCCAGGCAACAGGCUUAUACGACCCUAUUUUCACUUUCUAUUGAGUUUCCGAUUUGAUAGAUCCGAUACGGGCAUUCUCGGGGAUAUUUCCGGUCGAGAAGGGGGGUUGAAGGGAUUUAACAAGACAAGGUUAGUGUUUCUCGUUACUUUUGCCCCCGUGUGUGCAUCGAUCGCGGGUGGCAUACGGUAUACGGCAGGGGUCUACCCCGCAACCGCCCAAAACCCAUGAUCGAACAAAUCGUUAACUUUAAAUAGAGAUUGGAAAAGAAAUCACUUAUUUAUUGAAACAAGACGCAUAAUACGAAACAAUCCCACUUCCAACUCUACCUUAACGUUAUUUAUUUCGCGGAACGGAAACUUAGCAUGUCUUUGUAGGGCAGUGACGAAGGAACAGCAAAGAGUAGCACGAUUGCGGGAAGGGAGGGCAAAGAAGGUGCAGUGAAUGGGAUAGAUAGAUAGAUAGAUAGAAGAGAAAAAAAAAUGGAUAAAGACGGACGGGCUGAGAGACGAGAGGGUGACAGCGAGAGGCAAAGCAGAGUAAUUUAUUUUAUAAUUAUAAUCCAUUAUCACACAACUUCCAUCAAGAAAGUUUUUAUCAUUACUGUCUCUGUCACAACUAACGGACACCUCACAACAACACUUCACAAACGCCCCCAAACCCCACAGUCACACAAUUCACAACGAAUCAAUUUACGGUUUUACAAUCCAAUCCCAGUCACCGCAGCACUUGCGAUGAAACAGAGUACGUAGUUUUUUUUUAAUAAGUAACUUCCCCCAAAACAUGCCACACCACUUCUGUGUAGUUUCAUUUUCGUUCUCAUAGUGUAUACUUAAACUAUUUAACGUGCAACAGUAUCUAAAGACAGGACACGGAAAAAACGUUUUCGUCGAUGAAUGCUUAUUUUAUGUGUAAAUAAUUUUAUCGAUCGACACAAGUCCAUUCAGAUGCUGCAUGAUUGGAAUAAAAGUAAAUAUAAAAUAAAA
This is a messenger RNA of Anopheles merus, 4602 nucleotides long. RefSeq lists its product as uncharacterized. Lineage: Eukaryota; Metazoa; Arthropoda; Insecta; Diptera; Culicidae. Bases 746 to 2833 code for a protein of 695 amino acids. The record is from RefSeq and is a predicted model, not a curated record. The transcript is spliced from 8 exons.